AUGCAGAAACGUUUAAGCCAGGCUCUUGGCAAUGUUAUCUUCUCCAAGGAGUCCUCUGGCCAACUGGGAGAUUUCUUUUCACAGUUGAUUGUGGUCUCUUUCACCCUUGUGGCAGGAGUGGGAGCGGUGGCUCAGUCUCUUGUGGGACUCACAGGAAGUGAACCCAGAGAGAGCAUUGUGUCUGUCUGGAGAUAUCCUGCUGUGAUGGAGCGGCUAAGAGCCCUUCGAGGACUCUUUGCUUGUGUGGGCUGCAUGCCCAGAUGUAUGCGUCGCAGGGAGAGAGGCAGGGUGGCAAGCCCUGUCCCUGCCUGUGCCGUGUCUUUGCUGCUGCAGCGUCUGCAAGAUCAGGAGGGUGACCGAGUGCAGGCGUACUGUGAGCUGAAGAGUGCCCUGAGGGAAGACCACAGCCGCCCACCAUGCGGAGUGGUGAACUGGCUGCUGGCAGAGGUGUCCCAGGACCUGACGGCAGCCCAGGGUGUGACAGACAACGUGAGGAUGGCUGCCAGCAAUGUCCUGGUGGCUCUGGCCUGGACACAUUUCAGCUUGGUGAUGGCCGAGCUCCAGGGCCACCUGAAGGCCGCAGGGGAGAUGUCCAAGGAGUUUGUGCUCAUCACCCUGAGCAAACUCUUCAGCACCUAUGCUCCACAGUGCAUCUCCUUCACAUGGCUGACUCUUGCCGGCCUACGCAGUGUGGUGGGCCAGGUGAAGAGUGGCCGGACCCUGCGCAUCGCUUGUGCUGUUGUGAAACAGUGGUCAGAUGGAAUCAAGUUUCACUUGUCCUCUGCAAAGCAAUGCCCCUGGUCUGCCAUGGAGAAAGAGCAAAUGUAUGAGAAUCUUCACCAGCUCUUCUUCUCUGUGGUGAGGAACUGGCAGGACUGCCAGGAGGAAAAGGACAAACAGGCUGUCCUCCGGGCUCUGGCUGCCAUGAUGGCUGUCCUCCUGCAAGAGGAGCUGCACCAAGAGCAGGCCUGGGAGCAGCUUCUCUGGCUCGUGCACCCAUGUCAGGAGGUCCAAGACACCUGCAGGAUGGCCAAGAGCCUCACUAUCUUCCUGGAGGCUCUAGAGGGUGUUGAGUCUUUCAUCCCCAAGGACAAGUUUCUGGUCAUCACCAGUGCCACAUUGUAUCAGGUGAGGAGGGCUGUUCUGCAUUUCAUCGAAGAUCUGCUCAGCACUAAUGCCAGGAGCUGCUCGUCCUGGGAUGUGGUGGGGCACAUCUUCAGUGAGUUCAGCCGCACCACGGGAAGAAGGGCAACCGGAAACCUUUCUGCCCAGGAAGCCCAGGAAGAAGGAGAUCUCCAAGAGCUGUGCAUGGACAUCCUGGGGUCACUGGAUGUCUCUGGGAGAGGGAUGUCCAAAUCCCUACAGCUCCUGUGGCCGUGGCUGCUGCUGUUUGUGGUGCCAGCCGAGUACACGGGCAUGCUGAUCCCGGUCUCCCGCUGCAUCCAAGCCUUGGCUGAAAGACAGGACCUGACAGGGCAGGAGAGAGAAGAACUAAAUCCCCAUUUCCUCAACUCUGUGUUUCAAGGCCCACUACUGACUCCACAGACACUGCUGACACGCCUGUUGGUGGUGGCAGGGAGCCAUGUUGCAGGCAGCGAACUCCAAGCCGCUGCCUUACUGCUGAUGAAAAACCUCCACAGCAGGUUCCACAGAGCUCUGGGGGCCAUGUGGGCUGCUGAGAUCCCCCUGCUGCUGCAGUGCUUCUAAGGGAAAGACGAGAGCUUCCCGGACUCUGCAGAGUGGGAGCACCGACUGCUAAAGUUCCUGAGGGCGUCGCUGGAGACCAUAGAGGAUGAGGCCUGGACCAAGGGCCUGAGCUGCGAGCUGAGCCGGUGGCUGAGCAGCUCUGCCAGCAGCUCUGGAGAAAAGUCUUUCUUGUACAAGGCUCUGGGGACAGCACUGGCAGCUUGUAAAGGAGUCCUCCACAUCCAAGAGAAGCUGCUGCAGCACCUGGAGGAAGCAAAUGCGGAGGAGCCAGCUGAGGCCCAGGGAAUGAUCUGUCUUCUCAGCCAUGCUGCUGAGAGCAACUUCCACGCAGUCCUGGACACGCUCACCAUGUUUGCGUCCAGGCUGUGCAAAGGCCAGAAUGCAAGGAUUUCCAGACGCAAGAAGGUGGAGCUGGACAGCAGAAGAGCUCAUGCCACACGCAGUGCUCUCAUGCUCGCCCAUGGCAGCUUGGCACUGCGUGCCUCUAAGGAACAGCUGCUCGCCCGCCUCGUGGGAGACAUUGUGGGCAACAUCCUGCUGCUCUACAGCUGCAGCUGCUGGGACUUGCAGAACAAUCUUGCGCUGGUGCAGAGCAUCACAGACUUCAGCUCUGCCUUCCAAGCUGUGGGUGACUCUGCCUACUUUAAUCCCUCCUUGAAGGGCAAGCUUCUGGAGAUCCUGAUGGACUUGCUGAAGAAGUAUUAUUUGGGCAUCCCUGCCUCCCCAGUACCCCUCAAGGUGGUUCUGGCCCUGGAGCAGUUGAGCAAGCUGAAGCCCUCUUUUGGAAGCAAGGACAUGCUUGAAAUAUUGACUCUGUGCUGCAAGAACAUUGUGACACACCCUUCAGCAGAGAUGAUGCUGAAGAUCAGGAAGUCACAGCAAGCAGCUCGAUACCUGCAGCUUCUGCAAACAUCAGUGAAAGCUCUGGGCUGGCUCAUAGCAGUCCAGCUUGAGACAGAGCCCACUGGUGGCUUCUUCCAGAACAUAGUACAUGUCCUGCAGAGAUCAAUGACAUCAGGAAACAUGUGGGAGCGCAAGAGGGCCCUGCAGACCGGCUCCCAGCUUCUGGCUGUUUGUGAAGAGCUUCAAGUGUCUCUCCCCUGUGGAAAGCAGUUCCAUUUCCAAAAGCAUGAUUUCACUUUUCUCCCCAUGCUCUUUCCAGCCAAGGCGACCAACAGAGUCAUUGAGACGGGAGACAUCGGUAGCCUGCGUGAGGGGUUGCAUUCCUGCAGCAACAUCUCUCAGCUCCAGACCUCAGCCAGAAUCGCAAGGAUCGUAUGCAGAAACUUCCCCCUGGAACGCACCGUAGACCUCAUGAUGGCCAUCAAGGAGAGCUUCCGGAAAGCUAAAGGAAUGCGUGUGUGUGCUGCUGGGAAGUGGCUGAUCACCUUUCUGCAGAUGUGCGGAAAGGACAUCUGUCAAGAUGUGCCACUGAUCCUCUACAUCCUGCGCAGCUGCACAUCAUCCAUGCAGCAGAGCAUUUUCAUGCCCUUCCUGUGCCAGGCAGUGGUCAUCCUCACCCACUGUCACGAAGAGGUCAUGACUGACAACUUCUCCCGGCUGCUUGGGCCCACAGACAGGUACUGGCACCCCUGCCUUUGCUGUUGCUGCGGUCACAGUUGUAGCUUGCCUCUGUUAGAGGGAUCCUGGGAGGAAGCAGCUUUUCUUUUUUCCUCUCAAAGACUGUUUGAAGCAAAAAUUACUCAGUCACAACUUGAGACUCUCGUUCUUCUAGUGAGAUGUGGAGGAGAAUAAGAGAGUUUUGUCUGCAACGGUGGAGCCGAUGAUGAUACAGUCAGCCACCAGUUACUGCCUUUCAUUCCAGCUGGCAGUUGCUAAAGUGCGCUUGGGGACUGUGGCUGACUGCAGGCAAAGGGAAAUGGGGAAAUCACAGAAACACGGGGGAUAGAAAAGACCUCAAGACAUCACUGAGUCCAACCCCUCUGCUAGAGCAAGAACCCCAUGACAAGUCGCCCAGCUAGCCGUCCAGAUGGGUCUUGAAUGUCUCCACAGGAGGAGACUCCACAACCUCUCUGGGAAACCUGUUCCAGUUUAUCACCACCCUCUGAGAGAAAAACAUUGUCCUAAGCAUUUUAUGAGCAUAUGAGUACUGUUUGCACACUUAUGCAGCCAUUUUUGGUGU
Phasianus colchicus (ring-necked pheasant) is the source of this 3850-nucleotide messenger RNA. Lineage: Eukaryota; Metazoa; Chordata; Aves; Galliformes; Phasianidae. The record is from RefSeq and is a predicted model, not a curated record.